Messenger RNA from Rodentolepis nana, 657 nucleotides. The record is from the annotation of a GenBank genome assembly. Lineage: Eukaryota; Metazoa; Platyhelminthes; Cestoda; Cyclophyllidea; Hymenolepididae.
AUGGAGCUACUGAUUCUUUGUGAGUUUCAAAAGUACGUUGUAAAUGAUCAUAUAACUCCAUUCCUUGGAUGGUACUUGGAAGAUGGGAACUUGUGUAUUGUGACAGAAAACACACAUAAUACUUUGAUUGAUUACCUGCAACAACUUGAAUCUCCCGAUAACCAUCAGAAGGAAUUCCAAAAAAUAAUCAGACAAAUUUCCAGUGGAAUGUGUGCUCUCGAAUUAAAAAAAGUGGAACAUCGUGAUCUAGCUGCACGAAACAUCUUUCUUGACAAAUCAAAGAACGUUCGAAUAGGUAAUUUCGGGCUAAGCAGACCGAUUGGCACUAGAUACAACGCUGGAAGUCCCAACCCGAAAUGGUCGGCUCCAGAAGUUUUACAAGAUGAAAAUAACUCUGACACGAAAUCGGAUGUGUGGUCAUUUGGAGUCACAAUUUGGGAGAUAUACACUCUAGGUUCGGAGCCAUACGAAAAUACCGCGAACAAAGAUCUCUUCCAGAUUCUUCAAAGUGGAAGUAGACUAGAAAUACCGAUGGCAAUGCCCAACAGGAUUGGAAACCUCAUGAAUAGUUGUUGGAAUCUUGAACCAAGAAACAGGCCCUCAUUUGCUGACAUCUACGCCAGUUGUUCUAAAUAUGCCGGAGUUGGCAAUAACUAA